CCCCCUACUGCGGAUCAAAUUAAGCCUGAGAAGAAGGCCAAGUGGAAGAACCGUAUACAAGAAGCGUUCGAACGGAGAUGGAUUAUCGUUUAGUGCUGAAAAUUCUCAGCUUUCUGCUGUUGGCCCACUUGGGUUUUGCCCAGCCGCAGGUGCAAUCGCCAUCGGACUAUGGUGAGGAGCAGCCCCCGGAGGGCUAUUACGCCUUCGUGGAGUCGCCCAAUGCGGUGCCGCCCAAGGUCAGGCCUCCGCCCUACACCUUUGUGAAUUCCGAGUGCAAGGAUGUGGCCGCCGGAAAGAAGUCCGCCGUCUCGGUUCACAAUAUUUGCGGGGAUCUGAACAAGGGUCAGAUACCCAAGAAUCCGCUGGGACAGAAUGUGCUCGGGGAACCCUAUCCUUUUGAACUCAUUCGCAACCAAACGCUGAAGUUCCUCUCGAAGACCUUGCCCGUUCUCAAGGCCGACGACACCCUGCCCAAGGUCACCCAGAUCAUCCGCGAUGAGCCCGUGGAGCAGCUGGACAGCAACAACAUCGACACCAACCGUCCUUAUCCAUCAGGAGGUUCCACCCGAGUGCGCCGCAGUAUUCCUGAGGGCGUGGAGUCCAACGAGUACAGCUACUUUGAUCCCGCUUUGGAUGAGGAGGAGCAGCAUCAGCAGAGGGAAAGGAAUUCCCAGCAGCGAAGGGCCGCCGAGGAGAGGAAACCCCGAAAAUUCUGCGAUGGCGGCGGAGUAUUCUGCACCUUGUACAGAGCCAUCCAGGGCGACACUGGUGCAGCUGCCCCUGCCACGCCCACAGCAGAGCGACGCGAGGAGGUGGGUCCCAUCCGGUACGAGGGUCCACCCACUCCCUGUCCCGCCAAGGUGGAGUACGCCACUCCGGUCUUUGCCAAGAACUACCAGGGCGCCUGGCGAUACGUGGUGCAGAUUCCCUACGAGGGCUACUUCACCCAGACGGUGGAGGUGACGCGCUGCAUCCAGGCACGCUGUCACUACUUGGAUGGCGGUUGCCUGUCGUCACCACGCUGGGUGAGCCUGCUGGUGGCGGAGAUCUUCUAUCCUAAUGCAGAGGACACGGUGCCCACCAGUUCGACCACUACGCAAACCCCCUCUGUGCAGGAUUUCCAGGCCUACCAGCAGUAUCUGCAGAAGCGGGCUGGUGUGGCCACCGCCUCCGAUGGCACCUCCUCCGGAGCAUCUGCAUCGGCGGCUCCUGCAGACGCCCAUUGCGAUGGACACGACGAGCUGGGCUGCUUCCAGGUGCGUCUCUACUACGACUGGUUCCUCAUCCCCGGCUCCUGCAAGUGCUGGCGUCCGGAUUACUUUGCCAAGUACGUGCGCCGGAAGUCGGUGGCCGAUUUGUGAGCUCUGCCUG
Molecule: messenger RNA, 1371 nt
Organism: Drosophila subpulchrella
Lineage: Eukaryota; Metazoa; Arthropoda; Insecta; Diptera; Drosophilidae
Gene: spz6
Exons: 4
Coding region: 78-1361 (427 amino acids)
Biological process (GO): innate immune response; regulation of Toll signaling pathway; central nervous system formation
Cellular component (GO): extracellular region
Molecular function (GO): Toll binding; growth factor activity
Source: RefSeq, a predicted model, not a curated record